Molecule: messenger RNA, 18202 nt
Organism: Caenorhabditis sp. 36 PRJEB53466
Lineage: Eukaryota; Metazoa; Nematoda; Chromadorea; Rhabditida; Rhabditidae
Source: the annotation of a GenBank genome assembly
AUGGAAGAUGCUGGAGAUUGGGACUUCGCGAUGCCGUCCACAUCAUCAGUAAGUUCUUAUUCUCUCUAUCUCUCUGCCCAAAUCACAUGAAGCCCUUCAAGUCCCCGUAGGCCAGAGUCUGAUAUUAUACAUUUCUUCUUCUUCUUCUUCUUCGUAUUAUUACUAUUAUUAUUAUUCUAAGCCCUGUGUGCCCCCAAAUUCUCUGAAUAUUCCGUGAGAAAAUCCACCGAAAAAUUCUCUACACUCUCUAACAAAAUGUACAAGAAUCUUCAGGUUAGACUAGGAAAUGAGCGCGGAGUGAUUCGAAUUCAUGAAGAGUACAACAUUUGCAGAUUCUUCCGGCACUGCCGCAAAACGGCACAAUGAAGACGUACGAGAAUCCGUCACGGACGUUCACGCGGCCGUAUUCCGCCAAAACUUGCUAUUUCUACAAAGAAGGCGACUUGUUCUUCACUGUAAGCACACUUUUUUUUGGGGGAUUUUUAAAGCAAGGCGUCUGUUUGAAACGGUAAAUUAAUUUUUAGGGUGUUCGAGUGCCAAUCUCCCAUCAUCGCUACAAGACGAUCAAUAAUUUGAUGGACGAACUCAAUCGGACCAUGUUUUUACCCUAUGGCGUUCGUUUUUUUUUUUUUGUUAAUACAACUCUUACCGCGUUUCGAGCAACCCUUUUCGAAGACAAUUUGCAUGUUUCUGGCUCCAGAUUCCGUGCUCCAAAGCUAUAGAAAUACAUCUGGCCCUCCGUAAACUCUAUAAACUCGUGAUAAAUGGAAAAGAGAGAAAGAGAGAAAGUGUGCGAGUAAUGGAGUUACGGAGCCGCGUGACUUUCGAUAUUAUCCAGUUAUGAGUUGUUGUUUGCGAGCAUUUUUCGAUGUAUACAUUCAUAGAAAUGAACCUACAGUGCGUGGCUAUAUUUUGGCGUCAUCUGGACAUGUUUGUGCCAGAGAUGUUGGGAAUUCCGUGUUCCGUGUUCCGUGUUCCGUGUUCCGCGUUUUUUUGCAAUAUUUUUUCCGUGUUCCGUGUUCCGUAAAAAAAAAAUUUCCGUUUUCCGUGUUCCGUGUUCCGUAAAAAAAAAAAUUUUCCGUGUUCCGUGUUCCGUGUUCCGUAAAAAAAAAAAAUUUUCCGUUUUCCGUGUUCCGUGUUCCGUAGAGUAAAAUUUUUAUUCCCAACAUCUCUGGUUUGUGCUCAAAGACUCCAAGGAAAGAGCUUUUAAGAUCAUAGAUGCUUUUUUUUGUUUCGUUUCUUAUGAAUAUUGCGAGCAGCCUGUCACAAAAUAAGGUUGUCUCUAAAUGUCCGGAUCAUGUCAAAAUCCUUUUUUUCCGCUGUUUCAACAGUUCUUCGAUAGUCAGUCAUCAUCACUUCACCGCUCCUGCUCCAUGAAAAAGCCCGCGAAGUUCGACACUGAAAACCCAAGUGAAAAAACAUUUGUUGUCGGUUUUUAGUGUGUUCUUUCUGAGAAGAAGAUGUGCAACAAGGCGAAAGAAUAGGUUUUGAGAACAAAAAAAAAUUAUUUUCUGCCUUAAUUUUCAAGAAUUCGGUGUUCAGAGCAAUGAGAACUCAACGAAAGAGCACGGAAGAAUUUUUAUCUUUUUUAGAAAAUUUUUUCAUGAAAUGUGCACAACUGACGAAAUGUAUAGCAAAGUGAACUGUGCUCAUAGAAAAAUAAUUGUAAAUUUAGCGUUUCAUACAAAAAAGUUAUGCCUUCCGUCUUCCGUUAGCCCUCCUUUUUUCACGGAACAACUCGAAUAACUUUUUUGUAUGAAACGCUAAAUUUACAAUUAUUUUUCUAUGAGCACAGUUCACUUUGCUAUACAUUUCGUCAGUUGAUCACAUUCCAUGAAAAAAUUUUCUAAAAAAGAUAAAAAUUCUUCCGUUGAGUUCUUCCGCUCAACUCUGGUGGGAGAGUACGAAACGUUUCCAAACCGGGUGCGCCGGGCGUUACUUUGUAUGCCAAAUCGAGUAGCGUUCACACAUUUUUUUGAUAUAUUGUUUGGUCUUCUGGUCUGAUCGCAGAGUCCAAAAUUGAGGAAGGUCUUGUAAGAUACGACACAAAAUCCCGCGCGACGAAUUAGGAAGACCUAUUUUUCCAAUAAUUUUUUGAUUAUGUGCUAUGUGUCUAGUCUGAAACUACGUAAAGAGUUUGUGUUAUGACUCAUAAGGGACGGAAAUUUGAAGAAAAAAAAUUCACAACAAUUUUCAGGUUCGAAGAAUAACGACUCCGAUGGGUCGGACCAACAUUGACGGAUUAGAUCAACUUGUGCACUUGGGAAAGUGAGUUUAUUUAGAGAACUGCACAAAGACUUUUUUUUCCAGGUACGUGGCAUCGUCCUCAAAUCCUCCAAAAGGAGUGGAUUUGGAUAAAAUUCAAGAGAAAAAUUCGGCUGCAAAGACACGACAUCCGAAUAAAACGAACGGAGGACAGGCGUAUUGGGUUAGUCUUUUUUUCUCCGAAUUGCAAACACAAAUACAUAUUCUUUUGAAACCGAAAAGGAAAGUUCACUACUCUAUAUUAGAAGGGCAACUGCAAUGCAAUGAUCCUAUCGGACCCAAACUUUGCAGACUUCUUGGACUUGGAUUGAAGUUGGUUGGGUCCAAGUUUCAGCCCGAUCGGAUAAUUUACUGUCGAGUUAUAGUGCUUGAGAGCCGAUUUUUGCUAAUAAUCCAUAGAUCCGAUCAAUGCAGUUUUGGAGUGGUUCAAUCCAACUCCAAAUCGCCUGCAAAGUUUGUUUGGGUCCGAUCCGAUAAUUUUUGAAACUAGAAAAGUGAGCUAGAGCAGUUUUUUCCCAAAAAAAAAGUAUCGCAUUGCUCCCCGAGCUCGCUCGGCUAAGCGGGAUUUCAAUAGAAAAUCGGGUGAUUGGAUGCAUUUAGAUAGCCGGGGAUUAGACUUGUUUUGUCGCAUGAAGACGUCAAGAAUAUUGUAUUGUUCGAGAGAGAAUGAAAAGAGGGAUUUGUAUUCAGUCGGUCGGUCGAUUCUCGCAUUACCUGGUCACAAACAUCCAACUCACACUCGACUUUACGGUUUCAUUUCUCGAACAUUUAUUCAUUUUCCAUCAGCUCAACUAUUUUAGUGUUGAAUACCAAGAAAUGUGUGUUUUCCGCCAGAUUAGCCACGAAAAAUCGAUAAUUUCUGAUUUGUCUCUCGAUAGACCGAUUGUAUAGGCUAUUACGAAUUUUUUAAGCGAAAGACCGUUAAAUUUGGUCAAGUCGCAAAUCACAUUUAUCCGUUUGAAGGUUUUUGGCUAAAACUGCGUGAAUUUCAGUUGCUUUUCGGUAAUUUUCGCUGUUUUUACUUACUUACUUAGUUACUAAGUAAGUAACUAAGUAAGUAAGUAAAAAUCAAUUCUGUCAGAAAACGGUCAAGAAAGCGCAAAAUCAGAAGUUUUUGGGCGGCGAAGGCGAAAAAGCAAAGUCCGCGAAAAAAGAACGCCAAAACGUCAUUAAUUCUGUGGGAAUUAGUGUGUUUUCAUGUCGCACAUGCAUUUUUCAUUGCCUUUGAGCACAAAAAUCAGAGAAAACCUGCUGAAUUCAUGAAAACGUACCGUAAUCCGUGUCAGAUGCCGACCACUCCGAACCUUCCGGCCCGUAUCCAAAUGUCUCGAACUCUUCGAAAUCUCUACAGUCUAAUCGCCGCGAAAGUGGUCAGUUUUACCCGAUUUUGUUUGCAGAUUUGAGAGUCCUUGCAAAAAUGUCCGCCACGUCGUCGGCCCAAGGCAGCCGAUUCCACCGCGAUUGCCGAAAAUCAAUGCCCACACUUCGUGAAAUUGAACGAUUACAGUUCGCGCCGAAAGUCGCCAAGGUUUCGCGCGAAAAAUGAAAAAUUGUUCUCGCCGCAAAAAGCGUGCGCGCUUUUAUGGGUUACUGUAGCGCUUAAAGUGUGUGAAAUGUGCGGUGUUUGCGUACCAGACACUGUAUUUCACGACUUUUUUGUGUGUUGAACUCUUCCAUUCCAACAAAAUAGAAGGAAUCGAUUAAAUUUCAAGGCGAAUUUGAAACAAAUAAGGAAACUUUACCUUAAAAAACGCUUAAAGUGCGUCGUGUCCCUCGAGGACGCAAAUAAUGGGAACAAGUGAAAAACAAAACGAAAAAAAUGUAGUUUUGUGGGGCGAAGACGGCCGAAAAACAAUAAGGAAAUCAUGAGCAAAGAGCACAAUUUUUACGACUCCAAUUUCUCUCUCUCUCUCUCUUCUUCCUACGAUUCGUCUCUUCUGCCUUCUGUUUUCUCCACACCAAUUUUUUCGAGAAUUCCAUAUUCUUCUUGGAAAAUGAACGACGGAAAGGUAAUUUUGAGUGCAUUUCCCCCGUCUCAAACAUCAAAAAUCACAAGUUUCGCGUAAAAUCGAGUGCCCAGUACGCAAACACCGUAAAAUCGCUAAAAAAUGACAGUUUCAGGUGUGAAAUCGUAAGUUUAUCGGGGGAAAAAAAUGUCGUAAAAUCGGGUGCCUGAUCCGCAAUCACCACGUUUCCAGGUAUUGUUCGUUUUGAACGGAAAAGGCAAAUUCUACAAAACGCUGAUAAAUCCGAUGAAAAUGCCGACGAUGGAGCAACUUUUGACCGAGUGUUCCACUCAUUUGGAGGUUUACACGGGUUGCCAGAACAAUGUUCACAAAAUGUGUCUCGCCGUUUCAGAUUGCAAUUCAUCGAUUCUACACGCCCGAAGGUGUCCUAAUCACGACGGUCGAGGAGAUUUUGGCAACUAAUAGUCCGCGGGUGAGAGAAUCAUUUAUGCGGCGCGUCCAAAGUCUCGGAAAAACCCGGAAAAACCGCACGUUUUUCUGUCCAAAGUCGACCGAAAUUUGCGUGAAAAACGGCAGGUGCGCACAGCUGAACGAAUGUAACCGUACCCCUAAAACUACGGUAUUUUUUGAAAAUUUGUUAAUUUCUUGAGAAUAUUUGAAAAUAUUCAAAUUUCUUGCGCAAAUUUUCAAAAAAUACCGUAGUUUUAGGGGGUACGGUUACAUUCGUUAAGCAUCCCCGUUUUUCACGCACAUUUCGGCCGACUUUGGACCAGAGAUGUUGGGAAUUCCGUGUUCCGUGUUCCGCGUUUUUUUCAAUAUUUUUUCCGUGUUCCGUGUUCCGUAAAAAAAAAAAUUUCCGUGUUCCGUGUUCCGUGUUCCGUAUAAACUAUAUUUUCCGCGGAAAAAUGCUCGCCUCGUAGAUCAAAUUUAUCUCCGGAAAGAUUAGGACAAUUGACGUCUUGUGGUCAAAAUUUGAAAAUUUUCGGAUUCGGACCAUAUUCGUGAAAAGUGGAUUCCAUUUUCAGUCGUUUUUUACUGUAGUUGUUUACUGUUGUGUUGUUGGUUUUGUUAUUUUUAUGAAAUUUUCAGUAAAACUUUCACAUGAGUCAAACAGCUGCCUUGUCAGUCAGAUAAUUGAAUUAAACAAAACAUUAUUUUUAAAAAAAUCACUGGAAUUCUCUUGAAAACGCUUUUUUCCGUGUUCCGUGUUCCGUAAAAAAAAAAUUUCCGUUUUCCGUGUUCCGUAGAGUAAAAUUUUUAUUCCCAACAUCUCUGCUUUGGACAUAAAAACCUGCGGUUUUUCCGGGUUUUUCCGAGACUUUGGACGCGCCGCGUUAGAAACAAUGUUUCUUGAUCACAAUUUUGCAGAUCAUCGCCUGUCCACGUCAUGAACGACCGAUUUUGGUGUCGAAUGCGAACGGAAGAGACGUUCAUUUGCCGGAAAUUCAUCCGUCCAAGUUUGCGCCGAGAUUACCGUACCAUCGACCGGGUAAAUUCAAGCGCACACAAUUGACACACUACAGUACUCCCCGUCUUGCAGACUAUAAAAGUUCGUCGACAGGAGGAUCCGGUGGAAUUGACACUUCCGGCAAUUCGUCGGGAAACAGCAUUGAGAAAAGGUACGGGGGGCCUGAACUAGGGCUUUUUAAGGCCUGGACGAGUCAUCCGAUCGGGUCCAAACUUUGCUCGGACCUAUCGGAUCAUGUGGUCCCGAGAUAUGUAGAUCAAAGACCGAAAAGACCGCAAUUUCGGGAAACGGAUAAUCCGAUAAGCCUGAAACUCGGUCCCAAGAAGCCUGCAUUGUUAGGGUUCGAUCGGAUUAUUGAUUGCAAGAGGAUCAAAAGUCUCAAAAGUUCCUUCCGCCUUCAAAAAGCCUGAGCCGGUCGUUGACUUUAUCGAUAAAUUUAUCGAUAAAGUUUUAAAAGCAUUCUCUCCACAUUUAUUUAUCAAUACUUUAUCGAAACAUUAAUCUCAUUUGCAGAGAACGUCUUCCUCCGGUCCAGCACAGCCGAUACGUUCCCCGAAAGCGGCAACAACUCCAGAAUUCGGACGCCUACGCGCCGAAAUCGUUCUCGACGGAAAAACCAGAAAGAUACAAUAGACGGACGGUCCCAAUCGGGACGAACAUUGUCAAAACUACAGUAGUCGAACAACGGAAGACAAUGGAUAAAAUGGCGGAAAAAGGCGGAGAGAAAGGGACGGAAAAGUCGUCGGCGACGAGUUUGAACGGAAAUUGGAAAGACUCUGGGACCGGCAACUCCAUUUCCAGCUCCAGACAGUCGGAAAGGGCUGAGAGCAUGACGGAGAGGUAACACAUACACAAUUUAUUAUAGCCUCUCACACAGUUGACUUUUUCCAGAAAAGCCCAGAUGAUACGUGACGAGUUGCGUGCCAAUUUGAACCAACAAAGCGGCUCGGACCACUAUUCGGAAGAGGAUCGCAUACUCGAGGAGGACAGCGAUUUCGACAAUGUCGGUGAGUACACAAACACACUUGUUGUUCUCUGAUUCGUACCAGAGUUGAGCGCGCAAGAAUUUUUUUUAUCUUUUUUAGAAAAUUUUUUCAUGGAAUGUGAUCAACUGACGAAAUGUAGAGCAAAGCGAACUGUGCUCAUAGAAAAAUAAUUGUAAAUUUAGCGCUUCAUACAAAAAAGUUAUUCGUUCCGUCUUCCGUUUGCCCUCCUUUUUUCACGGAUCAACUCGAAUAACUUUUUUGUAUGCAGCGCUAAAUUUACAAUUAUUUUUCUAUGAGCACAGUUCACUUUGCUAUACAUUUCGUCAGUUGAUCACAUUCCAUGAAAAAAUUUUCUAAAAAAGAUAAAAAUUGUUCCGUUGAGUUCCCCUACAACUUGAAGACAAAUUGGAGUUUCAGUAGCCGGCGGGAUCGAAAGCGGAACGGACGAAGAGAGAGAAAAAGCGGACAGUGCGCUGGGAUCCACUCAGAAACAUUCGCCAUUGACACGUGGCAGCACUCAUUCGCAUCGAACUCCCGCCCGAAGAACCCCGUCGACGUCGAGUUCCGAUCGGGAGCCGGCACGAAGCACUCGGAGCAAACGAUUGAGCCGGCAGGAGACUCCUGCCGCACAGGUGGGCUUUUCGAUUCCUUGACCUUAAAGGACUUUAUGUGUGUCUCCACAUUCACUGUCCGAGCGCCAACUUUCAGAAAUAGCUGUGAAUGGAACAGCGCUUAGUCAAAGUUGUGGCCGCGGACCAGAGUUGAGCGGAAGAACUCAACACGGAAGAAUUGUUAUCUUUUUUAGAAAAUUUUUUCAUGAAAUAUGAUCAACUGACGAAAUGUAUAGCAAAGUGAACUCUGCUCAUAGAAAAAUAAUUGUAAAUUUAGCUUUUCAUUCGAAAAAGUUAUUCGAGUUGUUCCGUGAAAAAGGGGGCUAACGGAAGACGGAAGGCAUAACUUUUUUGUAUGAAAAGCUAAAUUUACAAUUAUUUUUCUAUGAGCACAGUUCACUUUGUUAUACAUUUCGUCAGUUGAUCACAUUUCUUGAAAACAUUUUCUAAAAAAGAUAAAAAAUUCUUGCGUGUUCUUCCGUUGAGUUCUUCCGCUCAACUCUGCCGUGGCCGAGAAAAGUUCUAGGCCUUGCGAUUUUUUUUUGGCGUUCGGCAAAAUCUUCAUACGUUGCAAAACAUUCAUUCACACAAAUCAGCAUCCGUACAGAGUGCAAGAGCAUUAAACUGCUCACAAGGGGAAGAGUUUUCACACCGGAGUUUUCUAGGCCACCACGGCCACAACUUCAACUGCACGCCGUUUCGUUCAUUGGCAUUUUUGAGGCAAUAAUGGGGUUAUUCAGGCUGUGAAAAAAAUGAUUUUUUUCCCCGUUUUUUUUCGUUUUCUUGCGUCAAAAAACUCAAUUCAGCGGUGUAAAAAAAACGAAAAAAAAAAACGGAAAACAAACAUACGCUGAAUAGCCCCAUAAGAGCCCAAUUCAAACAGCCACAAAAAAUGUUAGGGUUCCCUGGUCCUUUAAAAAUGUCACUUUCAGACCCCACCGUCAACGUCUGGAUCCGCUGGAUCCGGAUCUUCGCGGCCAAAGUCAACUUACUCGUCCCGGCCACCGACUGGCUCACAAAUUGCCGAGGAGGAAAACGGCCGAGAAGGAUCGGAAUCGUCGGAAGAAGAAGCGGACGAGGAUGUGCCGGAAACUCCGGCCAUCCACACCCCGGACACGCGAAUGUCCACUGGAAAUUCGUUGCGAACCAUUGUGAGCGGCAGUUCGAACGCGUGGAGUCGCAUCUCGCAGUUCAGCGACAAGGUUUGGGCUUCUAGGCCGCGCCGGGGAGGAAAAAACUACUAGGCCUCCCGUCAUUUUUCAGGAAGUCCAAUUGCCGUCCGACGACGAAGAAGCGGAUCUCUCGCCGCGCGAACGGGAACGUCGGAAUCAGGCGGCGCGUGUGGUGCAGAGGACGAUGAGGAGAGGUACGCGAGGGCGUCGGGGAUUACGGUACUCUCAAUUGUUUUUGAAUUUUCAGUCAAAUUCGAACGUGAUAAGGAGGAAAAGAAGAGGGCGCGCAUCGCCUAUGAAGCGUCCAGUGAGUUCUAGUUUUCUAGAAGAACACGGAAGAAUUUUUUAAAAAAUCUUUUUUAGAAAAUUUUUUCAUGGAAUGUGAUCAACUGACGAAAUGUAGAGCAAAGUGAACUGUGCUCAUAGAAAAAUAAUUGUAAAUUUAGCGCUUCAUACAAAAAAGUUAUUCGAGUUGUUCCCGUGAAAAAAGGAGGGCUAACGGAAGACGGAACGAAUAACUUUUUUGUAUGAAAAGCUAAAUUUACAAUUAUUUUUCUAUGAGCAGAGCACACUUUGCUAUACAUUUCGUCAGUUGAUCACAUUCCAUGAAAAAAUUUUCUAAAAAAGAUAAAAAUUCUUCCGUGUUCUUUCGUUGAGUUCUCAUUGCUCUGAACACCGAAUUCUUGAAAAUUAAAGCAGAAAAUUAUUAUUUUUUGUUCUCAAAACCUAUUCUUUCGCCUUGUUGCACAUCUUCUUCUCAGAAAGGAAACACUAAAAACCGACAACAAACUGUCGAAGUGAAGAGCAAAAUGCGUGCGGCAGCGUUGCGAAAACUGCGCGCACUACUUGCAAGAAAGGGGCGGGGCGCCAUUUGAACUUCGCGGGCUUUUCUCAGGGGGCAGGAGCGGUGAAGUGAUGAUGACUGACUAUCGAAAAACUGUCGAAACAGCGGAAAAAAAAACGGAUUUUGACAUUUUCAGUGAUCUCCUACACUGUCGACGUGCACAUCGGCUCGCGCUUCAACGUCGACUUUGACACGCGCCUAUUCGUCGUUCUUCACGCCGCCAACGGAGAGAAAAGCGAAAAGAUUUGGUCGGAAGAGGUGGGGAGAGAAAGAGAGAGAGAGAGAGAUUAAACUUGCUCUCUUUUCGCUUCAGCCAAACUAUCUGUUCAACGAGAACAACUACAGCGAAAACGACGGUUAUCACCUCAUUUUCAACAAACGCACCAGACAUUUGGGCGUUUUGACAAGUCUGGAAGUGGGUCACGAGCAGCAGGGUUACGGUAAGUCGGAAACUAGUAGGCCCAACUGACAAAAUUCCAAUUUGCAGGUGCCGGAACGUACAUCAGCCGAAUAACAGUGUCGGAGGACACUGUCGACGGCUGUCUCUUCCUGUUCCACGUCGAAAAAUGGUUCGACAGUGGCCAAGUGGACGGGCUGAUCGAGAGGACGAUCGCGACGACGAGCUUCCGCUACCAAACAUCGCUGAUGAAGGAGCGAAAACCAACGGGUGCGUUUAAAAUUGUCGUUUUGUUGCGGAAUCGUGUCAAUCGAUACAAUAUCGAUUUAAUUUGCAGCCGGACGCUGGUCAUUCCGACUCUACUCGAAACAAGGCGAGCUCGGCGGAACCACAUCGUCCAUCAUCGUUGUGGCAUACGGUAGAGCCCCCCGGAUCGCGUGCAAAUACAAUAUUUUUUUUUGUCACAGGCACUCAGUCGAGCAUCCAUUACGAGCUCCCUCGAAGUCGACUUUUGAUGACGACCGACGGAGCGCUCAUCCAACUAGAGUUCGGCACCGAUAUUGGAUACUUGCGAAAAGUUCGCUUCGAGUUGGUGCCCUACGGCGAUCAACCCGACUACUAUCUGGAAUACGUGGAAAUGGAGGACGUGGACACGAAGGAAAAAUGCACUGUUUUGUGAGUCAUUUUAGCGAUUUAUCGCAAACUUCUAUCACGGGGGGCGUGGCCUAAUCUGAGACGCGUUUUCUGAAAAUUGCCGCAAUUCCAGCACUUUUCCGUUGUUUUUGUGUGUUUGAUAUCGACGAAAGAAGACAUUAAAGAGAGAAAACAUCGAAAUUUUCGUGAAAUUAAUUUCGAAAUUUUCGUGAAAUUAAUUUCGUGAAUUAAUGACGUUUUGGCGCAUUUUUCGCAGACUUUGCUUUUUCGCCUUCGCCGCCGAUCGCCGCCUAAAAACCGCACUUCUCAUUUUGCGCUUUCUUGACCGUUUUCAAACAGAGCUGGUUUUGAGAAUGAUAAAUCACGUAAAUACAAGCAUUUUGAGCGCUCGAACCGCGAAAAUUACCGAAAAGCAACUGAAAUUCACGCAAUUUUAGCCAAAAACCUUCAAACGGAUAAAUGUGAUUUGCGACUUGACCACAUUUAACGCUCUUGCGCUUAAAAAAUUCGUAAUAGCCUGUAAAAUCGGUGUAUCGAGAGACAAAUGAGAAAUUAUCGGUUUUUCGUGGCUAAUCUGGCAAAAAACACAAAUUUUGCUGUUAAAAUUAGAAUUUCGCGCCAAUGUAUCGCUCUAUUGGGCGGGGCGCACUUGCACCCAUUUUCAGCUCUGGAGACCGUGCGAUGUGGAUAGUUUUGAGACGAAGUGAGUGUCGGAAGUGAUUAAGCACGUUAAUUCAAGUAUUUUAAGCGCUGAAACGGCAAAAAGUAUCGGCGAAUGACUGAAAUUCGCGCAUUUUCAGCACAAAACUUGAAAAUCGAUUAAAUUGAUUCAUUUCUGAAUGAAACGUGCUCGUUUUAAGCUCAAAAAGUGCGCGAUGAUUAGUUUAACAAAGUUAUGCAAUAACAUCGUCGAAACCCGUACAAAAUUUGGGUAAUUUUUGACGAAAGACAUGUGAAAAAUGGGGUUAAAUUUCGAAUUUCGCGCCAAAAUGGUAGGCCACGCCCCUUUCUACGUUUUUGGUCGCCGUUUAAUUCUAAAAAAAUUUGUUCAUUCAGUGUAAACGGAUGGUUGCACUCGGGCGCGGCGCCCGGAUACCGAAAGUGGCAAGGAUUCCGCGAGAUGGCCUUGUUCCUGGACAACAACUAUACCGUACCCUCUAGUACGUUUUCCAACUCUCUACUUUCCUCUGCAAUUGUAAACAUUUGCAGCAAAAACGUACGAGGGAACAGUGAAAUUGGCGGAUCGAUCGUUGUGUGUGGACGAGAAGGAUCCGCAAAUAUUCCUUCAAUUCUUCCACUCAUCCUCGGAAAAGGACGAAAUAAAAGAGGAUGCGAGUGGCCUUGUGCCGGUGGUUCCGGUCAAAAUGAAAAAUGGAAAUAUUGUGCGUUCACGUUUCGCGUUCAACUUUUCAAAACAUACUUCCAGAACUACACCUACAAAAUCGAGUACGUCACUACAAGCACCGCACCGAAUAUUCGCGUCAUACCACAACACAUUACUCAAUUAGGUAACUUUUUGUGAGAGAACAAACACUUCAAUAUCACAACGUUUUCCAGGAAAAGAUAUUCUAGACGGACUCGAUUUGUUGAAAUGGAUGUAUUCCAGUUUAGUGUAUCGCCAAGUGAUUGGCGGAGAGAUGAAAGUCGGCGCCGAGGUACGUUUUUGGGCGAUAUCUCGAAAACGUGAAGAGAUUGCGAAAAGUGGCAAGAGACAAAAAUGAUCAGCGUGAAAUUUGCUAUCGAUUGAUGUAUAAUGCGUCCAAAAUCUCGGAAAAACCGCACGUUUUUCUGUCCAAAGUCGGCCGAAAUUUGCGUGAAAAACGGGCGUGCGCACAGCUCAACAAAUGUAACCGUAACCCUAAAACUACGAUAUUUUUUUUAAUGUGCUCAAGAAAUUUGAAUAUUUUCAAAUAUCCUCAAGAAAUUAUCAAAUUUUCAAAAAAAAUCGAUAUUUAUCGAUAAUAUCGAGAAAAAAAUCGAUAAUAUCGAUAGUUUUUGGAAAUCUUGUUAAUUUCUUGAGGAUAUUUGAAAAUAUUCAAAAUUCUUGCGCAAAUUUUUAAAAAAUACCGUAGUUUUAGGGGGUACGGUUACAUUCGUUGAGCUGUGCGCCACACCCCCGUUUUUCACGCAAAUUUCGGCCGACUUUGGACCAGGGGUGUGCGGAAAAUAUUUCGAUUUUCCGAAAUUUUCCGAUUUUCCGAGAAAUUUUCGGAAAAUUAGUGUGGAUUCAAGGUCAAUUUGUCCGAAACCACCGUAUGCUUUUUAAAGGCGCAUCACAAAAUUUUUGGAAGGGUCUAGCAGCGAGCGUCUUUUAAAAUUUGAAACAACCGCGCGUCUCAUUCUCACUGACAAUCGGAAAACACUGGACCCGGAGAGCUUCUCUCGGCUAAUUUUUUUGCAAAAAAAUAUUCCAUUGCUUGGCUUCCGCCCACUCAAGUGAUUUCAAAUCAUAAUAAGCAUUUUUUUGUAUUAGAACGUUGUUUAAACACUUUAUUGAACCAAUGAACAAGUGAGUUUUCCGAUUUUUCCGAAAUUUUCCGAAAAAAAAAUUCGGAAAACCGAUUUUUCGAAAUUUUCCGAAAAAAAUUUUCCGCACACCCCUGCUUUGGACAGAAAAACCUGCGGUUUUUCCGGGUUUUUCCGAGACUUUGGACGCGGCAUAACAUGCCAUGGAAAUAAGAAAUAAUACGGAAACAAAAACACGUUUGUUUCUCUAAAGCGAACUCGAAUUGCAGCUUUUCAUCGAGGAAAUUCACCAUAAAAACGGAGAUCACAUUCCGUUUUCGAUGAUCUACCGAAAUUCGAACAUUGAAUACGAGCGAAAUCACGAUCAGGGACCGUUUUUCAAACAAAUGACCGCCAGCAGUACGUUUUUCCACACAUUUGUGUUCUCAACUGAUUCACAGAUCACUCAGGCUCGCCGGCCACGUCGACAAUGCGAAAGUGGAAGAAAAGCGAUUUGAGGAGUGUGGAGACCGAUGCCACGUGGCACUUGUACAUGAGUUUGAGGGUGCGAACUUGUUUCUUCACUUUUUCUAUUCGUUUAUCGAUUUGCAGCACCCGUACGAAAUUCUGCCGCACUCUGACCCGAUGAUGCCGCCGGUGAGAGUGAAGUUGUCGGCUGCGGUGGCCAUUCCGACCGUUACCCUCGUCGCGAAAGACCACCGAACGUUCGAGAUGGACUGUCAGCAGGAGAGACCGGAGAAGUACGAGGAGGGAAUGCUCCUCAAGUACACCGUACGUUUUCAUAUACUUUAAAGUGUUAUGGGGCUAUUGGGGCUAUUCAGCGUAUGUUUGUUUUCCGUUUUUUUUUCGUUUUUUUACACCGCUGAAUUGGGUUUUUUGACGUAAAAAAACGGAAAAAAUCAUUUUUUUUUCACAGCCUGAAUAACCCCAUUAUGGGGCUAUAAAGGGGAUGAAAAAAUGAUUGUUUUCCAGUUUUUUUCCCCUAUUCAGCGAUGUCAAAAAAUGGAAAAAAACGGAAAGAAAUGCAUCGCUCGCAGCGUUUUUUUUCCGGCGGGUCUCGCAGCGAUUUCAUGCGGCUACUGUGAGAGACGUUUUAUGAGUGGAUUUACGAGAAGGGGGGGUUUUUUUCUUCUAAUUUUUCAGCGAAAUUGCCACGUUUUCCCGCUAUUUUCAACCGAUUUUCAACGGAAUUUCAGUUUUUCUUUAUCUGUUAUGGUAACUGAUGCGAAAUUGUCACGUUUACCGCUAUUUCCAACCGAUUUCGCUUGAAUUCUUUUUUUUUGUAUAUUUUCGAGUGCCUCGUCAUAUCGUUCAAAACAUUAAGGCUUUUCGGUGAAAAUCGGUUCAAAAUAACGCGAAAACGUGGCAAUUUCGCUGAAAAAUUAGAAACAUUUUCGUAAAUCCACUCAUAAAACGUCUCUUACGGGAAAUCGCUGCGAGACCCGCCGGAAAAAAACCCUGCGAGCGACGAAUUUCUUUCCGUUUUUUUUUCCAUUUUUUGAAAUCGCUGAAUAGGGAAAAAAACGGAAAACAAUCAUUUUUUCAUCCCCUAAAUAGCCCCAUUAUGAACUUUAUUUUGCAGCUUUCGUGCCCGAAUUUCGGAAAUCCGGCCAAGGUCCGAGUGUCGCUCGAUUUUGCCAAAUCCGAAUUUUACACGCACGUCUGGAAGGUGAGUGUGGCCUGAAUUUGUCAAUUUUACAUUCAAAUUUGUUUUUUUCAGAUGAAACUGCACGAAGUCAACACGGGAACGCACGUGUUUCUCAACUUGGACGAGCCGAUUUACGAGCUCGAAACGAAGGAAUUAUUGUGCGGAUAUCCGGACAUUGGCAACUAUUGUACGUCCACUUUUUGGUGUCGGCAACACACGUUUUGUUCCGUUGAAAUUACAGCACUCCUCUCGGAAUACGAAUUGCACAUUCGAACUGUCGAGGGCGACAGCAGCAACUUCCGUCCGUUCAUAAAAUUGAUUGGCGAGGACGGCGACACCGGCUACAGGCCCCAUCCGGGUAUUAUCGACUUUCGCGCCAACACGGUAUGGCCUAGAGAAGAGAAAAAGUUCGGCCAUGAUGGGGCUUUCUUUCAGGUCUUCGAAAUGGUGAUCACGGCGUCGGAUAUGAAAAGAUUGCAAAGCAUCGAAGUGUGGGCCAAAAUCGGAACAGUGAGAUUGAUUAUUAAUUUAACGAUAAAGAGAGAGUAACUGUUUUUUUUCAGCCAAAAAACUGGAAGGGAUCCAUCCGAAUAGUUUCGACCGAGAUGAAAGGAUCGAAAAAAGAAGUUCGAUGCGUUUAUCAGUCUGGAUUAUUGUAAGUUUCAGUGUUACUUUUAAACUACAUUCAAAUUGUAAAUCUCCGUGAAACGGUAAUCCUAAAUCAUUCCAAUUGCUUGUCGUUUUUGCAGAGAACUCUCGAAAAACGGUCAAAUAGCAAUGGGACCGCUGCAAUUCCUCGGACACGACGAUCCGAUGGAAGAAGGAGAGAGCAGUGUGUGAUCGGAUUAGCACCUCAUUUUUGUUGAUUUUUCUCAUUCUUGCCCAUCGAAAUUCGAUCAUCUUGUUUUAUUUGUCCUCUUCAUUACACAUGUAACAUGUCUUUCAAUGUUUUUAUUUCAAAUGCAAUAAUUCUUACAACGUUUAGUCGGCUUCAAAACCUUACAGUUUCACGAGAAUUGCAUAACUAAUUGCCAAAGUUUCCAUGCAAUAAUAGGAUUGGAGGGAGUACAAUGAAGUAGUGACAUUGGCUUUGAGCCCUCCUUUAUCGUCGAAUUCGUACUUUCCAAAUCGCACGGGAGAGUUGAGCGGAAUUCCGUCUUCCGUCUUCCGUGAAUUUUUUUGUUCCGUCUUCCGGGAAAAAAGUUUUCUUCCGUCUUCCGUCUUCCGGGAUUUUUCUUAUUACCGUAAAAGAGUAAUAGCUUUUCAGAUGCCAUUUACUAGCCCCGAAGAACGCGAAUGUCCACGGGCAGUGACCCAGAUUCAAAAAUUUUUUUGUUGUUCAGUUAUUUUUUUCAAAAACCGGAGAAAAAAAGGUUCUGCGUUGACGAUUUUUUCUUCCGUCUUCCGUCUUCCGUCUGUCGUCUUCCGGUGAAAAGUUUUCUUCCGUCUUCCGUUUUCCGUGUUCCGUUAAAAACAUUUUCUUCCGUCUGCCGUCUGCCGUCUUCCGGAUUUCAAAAUUCCAUUUUCGCUCAACUCUGGUACAGAUCCAACAAUUUUGUCAAAAAGAUUCUCCCAACAGCGAAAAAACGAGAAGAAAAGGUGUGUCCGCCUCCGAUUAGCCAGUCCGUUAUCCAGUUUUCUCUCUGCCUCGCGCGCCCAAUUCCUAUCCGAUUCGGAUUUUUUCGAUUUUCCUGAUUGUUCGCCGAAAAUGUGUAUAAAAGCGAGAGAGAGCGCGGCGGAUUGGAACACUCAUUCUAUCUUUUGCUUUUGAUAUAACAUUUUGCCAUAUUCUCCAGAUGAUUUCCGUUAUUUUGAGCGUCAGCUUGGAAAAAUAGCAAAGAGCGGUGAUUUGCAGAAAUGGUGAAAGCCGUUGUGGGAUUCGGAGCCGCUUGCGGUGUCUCGGCGAUCGUCGCGUGCCUCUGGGCCGCCCUUGUCAUCACGAAUGACAUCAACGACAUGUACGACGACGUGAUGGGAGAGCUCGGAGGAUUCAGAGUGAGUGAGAAUUGAGCAGCCGAUAUCGCCUUUUUUUGAACAAUUUAAAACAUUGAUUCUUUUCGUGAAUUGUCGAUAAAUUUCGUUGACAAUGCGCAGAAUCGAAAGCCUCUUCAAUUCGCGUGCGAGAAUUUCGUGCUGCGCCUUUAAAAAACUACCAUAAUUUUCACACUUGUCGUGAAUAAUCUCUUUGUUCAUUUCGGAAGAAUUCUCUCCGAUUCGACCUUAAUGGGGCUGUUUUUUUACAUCGCUGAAUUGGAUUUUUUGACGUAAAAAAACGAAAAAAAAACGGAAAACAAUCAUUUUGUUUCACAGCCUGAAUAACCCCAUAAAAGUGUCUGUAAUUCGUCAAUUUCGCAUAUUUUUUGACGUUUGAACGCUCAAAAGAUGCGCAAUGCAACGCUCUUUCUCGUGUCGGCUCUUUUGAAAUAUUCCGAAAUCAAAUGUGCUCGUGCGCAUCGAAACUGUUGUUUUUCAGUGCUAAUUUUGAAAGAAUCUGCUCCGUUCAGCGCUUGAAUUUUCCGCCUCUCGACGAACAAAAUGUCAAAGUUUGAAGAGAGAACAUUGAGAAUGAAACGAUUCCGAGUUGCUGGAUGAUGCAAACGCUUGCGCAUUCAACACUUUCUACCCCCAAAAUUCCCGCCAAACGUAACCGUUUUAUAUUUCCAGGACAUCUCGGAUGAGACGUGGGGAACGAUGCUGGACGUGCGUCGUGGAUCGGGCGAGUCGGCGGAGGAGUACGUGCGCGGAAUCUUCGGCCGCCACAAGCGCUCGAACAGCCAGUGCUCGUGCGGACUCCCAUCUCAGGGAUGCCCAGCCGGAGCGCCCGGAAACCCGGGAGCCCCUGGAGAGCCCGGAGGCACCGGACCAGACGGAAAGAACGGACCGCCUGGACUGCCGGGACUCAACAUCCCGAUCCCGAACGACUUCCCGAAAGAGUGCAUCAAGUGCCCCGCCGGACCACCAGGACCCGACGGACUCCCCGGACAGGAAGGAUUCCAGGUACUUUUUUGCAACACGUUUUUCAGAUUUUCCUGAAAGUGCGUAUAAAAGAGCGCUUGGCUUUCUUUGAAAAAGUAUUGCUUCACUUUAGUAGGCUGAGCGCUCGUGGCGGGUUUGUAGCAUUUUUCGGAUAUAAGUUAUGAUUUUUUUUUAAGGAAAGCAAAUGUUUGCAACAACAAUCUAGUCCUAACGGUGAACAAUGUAAUGCAAACAUUUGUGAAAAUUUUUUGAAACAGUAGUUUCAGAAGAAAUCAACAAAAGUCACCUGUUGUCUAAAUUAUUCACUUCUUUUCUGCCUACAAGCCAAGGAAAAUGACAUAUUUCUAAUCAAUCAAUAUUGCAGGGACUGCCAGGAGACGCCGGAAAGCGCGGAACGCCCGGAAAGGACGGAGAGCCAGGCCGCGUGGGCGACAUCGGAGACGAGGGACAUCCAGGACAGGACGGUCAGCCGGGACUCGCUGGACCACCGGGACGCGACGGACUCACCGGAAAGGGACUGCCAGGAGUGGCCGGACGACCAGGACUGCCGGGCGCACGCGGAGAGCCAGGAAACAACGGAAACCCGGGAGAGGAGGGCGCUCCGGGAGCACAGGGACCCACCGGACAGCCCGGAAAGGACGGAUUCAACGGAAACGACGGAACUCCGGGACAGGCGGGACCACAGGGAGCCGUCGGAGCCGACGCAGAGUACUGCCCGUGCCCAGAGAGAAAGAGAAGACGUCUCUAG